AUGUCGGAAAUGGUGGAAUAUGACGACGAGAUAGUAUGUUUGGGAAGGGGAGGAGUAUUUAGACUUAAGGGAAUGACAAAAGAAGUAGCUUCAGAAGAAUUAAUUGUUAACAAUCCAAGUCCAUUUUUGGAGGGUGUUGAGAUUUAUGCACAGGAACCUCAAGGGAAAGGAUACUGCUUUGUUCCCAAAGAUUCUAAGAAUUCUGUAGUGUUAAUAGUAACAAGGGAAGGUGAACCUAAUAGGGAAAUUAAUAUAGAGAGUGAUUUUCCAGUUAGAAAAUUGCAAUAUUCCCCAUUAGGAAGUUAUUUAUUAGUACUAACAGUCUUUGAACAAGGAAAAAAUGAAAAUAAUCUACGAGUUUACAAACUUAAGGAAAGGGAAAAUGUAAGUUUACUAUUUUCCUUUCCUUUUAAAACUAACAGUGCAAAGGUAUUAAGUACUUGGCCUCCAUAUAGAUGGAGUAAUAAUGAGAUCUUUGUAUUUAAAGUCCAGGAUACCAGUGUCUCAAUAUUCAAAGGCGAUACUGAGAAUCUGGAAAAUCCUAUUGGAACUUUAAAUUUCUCAAAAAGUAUUCAGUUGUCAGUUUCCAACGAAAUUAAUCAAAAUCCUUCUAAAGAAGAGGGAGUUAAAAACAGUGCCUUGAACUUUACGGUACUAACUCCACAAUCAGCCCAAAACAUGGACGUGUUUGUAUACCACGCUGAGAUGGGUAAUGAAAAUGAAAUUAAUCUUAGUUCUAUAGGACAAAUUUGUGUAAAAGAAGCUCAGACAUGCCAGGUUUCCUGGAAUAGCUCAGGAGAUAGUGCUUUAGUGUUUGCUCAAAUUGAAGGUGAGACUUUGGGGAAAUCUUACUUUGGAUCUUCUAGUCUUCAUCUAAUUAGAAUACAAAAUUCUAAAACUGUAGUCGCAAAUAGCGCCUGGAAAGGAAACAAGGGAGGAAAUGCAGAGCUUGAUAAUGGAAAUGUUGGCUUUAAGCCCUCAGAAAAGCUGAGUCUAAGACAUCAGGUCGUUGUUCCUCCUGAAGAAGGCCCAGUGAAUGAUGUAGCCUGGUCUCCAACAUCCAAUGAUUUUCUAUUAUGCAAGGGAAUAAUACCCCCAGAGUUAACUUUAAAUAGUGGGAUUGAUGGCUCACCUAAGGUUAGUUUUGGGAAAUCUAGAAGAAACACCAUUAGAUGGAACCCUUCUGGAAAAUGGUUUGCUUAUGGAGGAUUUGGUAAUCUUGCAGGAGAUCUUGACAUUUGGGAUAUCGAGAAACAGAAGCUUAUUGGCCAGACCAAUGCUUCUUGUUGUAUCACUCUCGAAUGGUCAGUUUGUGGCAGAUUCCUCUUAGCCUCAACAACAUCGCCCAGACUUAGAGUAGAUAAUGCCGUCCGUAUCUUUAGAUACAAUGGUGACCUACUUAGAAGAGUCAACUUUGAUACUCUUCAUUCAGCUUAUUGGUCACCAAAAACUACCAGUUAUAGACACUCAGUGAAAUUCAGAUCAGUUUCUCCUGGUAGAGAGUUUAACUCUAAACCACAACCAGAAAAGCAAAUAUAUAGGCCCAAAUGGGCAAGUAGUGGGUUUGCUGAGAGAAUGAGAGCUGCAAGAGACUCCAAUCAUGUUCCCACUGUCGUUAAUGUUCAACAGAAACCCAAAAAUGAGUAUCUCAUCCCUGGGCUCCCAACACUUGAGGCUUCCGCUUCUGCUGCAGCAUCUUCAAGACAAAGCAAUCACCACCAUAAACAAAAACAGAAACCCAAAAAGUAA
This is a messenger RNA of Cryptosporidium ubiquitum, 1749 nucleotides long. Its product is annotated as EIF-3A like translation initiation factor. The coding region runs from base 1 to 1749 and encodes 582 amino acids. The record is from RefSeq and is a predicted model, not a curated record. Gene Ontology annotation, molecular function: tRNA binding; translation initiation factor activity; mRNA binding. Gene Ontology annotation, biological process: translational initiation. Gene Ontology annotation, cellular component: cytosolic small ribosomal subunit. The transcript has a single exon. Lineage: Eukaryota; Apicomplexa; Conoidasida; Eucoccidiorida; Cryptosporidiidae.